UCACAAUCAAAGCAUCGCGUUAAAGUCGUAAUUACAGUAAUCAUGCAGCGAUGCACCUCAGCCUAACCUUUGACUCCAUAACGAUGUCUAGUAUGCAGAGCGUAACAACUAAUCAACUAAUUACACUUCAGAUGAACGCGAUGAACUACAGACGUCCUGCUGCAUUGCCUUCAUAUAUGUAGUCAUUUUAUUUAUGGGUUAUUUUCUUGACUUCUCAACGUUUCUGGUGUGUAAGUGUAGUGCCUCCCAUAGGAAGGUUUUGUGUGUGCGGCUUCAGGAGGGAGGAGUGUCUCAGUAUCCCAUCCGUGAGGAAGACUCCACAUUUUCCCUUGAAAGUUCUGCCCUGAGCUUCCCUGAUCUCUGCAGACUAGUGGCAUUUUACACCGUCAGCAGAGAUGUAUUGCCUUUCCCACUUGAGCUCCCAGAUGCAAUUAUACAGGCCACAACACACACCCAGCUUGAAAGCAUUUCGCAUUUGGGUUUAGAGUUUUGGAGCUCUCAGACGUCUCCCGGCCUUCCUAACGGCCCCCCUCCGCCCUCAGCGCCCCACCGGACAUUCAGAUUGAUCAGCCCAUGUUUCGUCAACCCCCUGUUCCUUCAGCCUCCCCAACCCAGCAGAACCGCCUCACACAAACGCCACCGCUUUAAACGCAGCCUCAGGGUCCGUGUGUCCAAUGAAACCUCUCUCAGCUUGUCGGGUGGAGAAUCGGACCUAACCCUAGGGGAGACACAAGGACAGAAUUCCAACCAGGGCGGCCCGAGACGAACGGGAGGGUUAAAUGUGCUUAGGAGGACCCCGGCACUUACGCCCACUUCAGAAGAGGAAGAUGAACAGAUGUUGGGACAGAUACCACCUAGCAAUUCUCUAUCCCAGCAAGGCAACACUGAACUCAACAAAGACACUGAAGAUGGUGAGGUAUGUCUGGCUUUGGAAAGGACUCGAGCUCCUUCCCUUGCUGAAUUGGACAGCAAUAGUUCCUUCAGCAGUCUUGAGGAGGAGGAGGCCCAAGCGGACCUCGCCCACCAAUGGCCACCAGCCGCACGUGGUACCCGUUUUCCCUCAGCAAACCCCACAUCGACUUUGCGCCGGAUGACCGCCGCCUUUGUUUGCGUGUUCGCUCCUGAGCGCCGAGUUGCCAGAUUGGUGGAUGAACUCUCGCGUGACAAGCGCUCCACAUUUGGGUCACUGGUGCAGGAUUUUUUAGAGAAGCAGAGGCAGGAGAUGGAGGCCUCAAAGCAUAGUUCUGCUGUGGAGCUGCUUCAGGGGAUGAGAAGAUUUCUGUCCCAAGCCAAAAGUCUCCUUCUGGAAGCGGGAGAAAUAGAACCUCCAAUUGAGACACUGGUGCCUGAAAACGAGAAAGAUCUUGCUCUGGAAAAGGCUCUGUUUGGCUGUGUGUUGAAGCCGCUGAAGGUUCAGCUGCAGCAGACGCUCAUUUCCCUCCACACUAAAGACGGUUCCUUACAGAAGAUCACAGAUAGCUUGCUGGCCUACCAGGAGGGGGCGCUGGAGCGCCUGGCUGUACGAGUCGGCGUCCUGGACGUUCGCGCCAUGGACAGAGCAAAGGCAAAACUCACGCUGAUGCAGCGCAGCCAUUCACCCAUUGACAAGGUGCUGCUUCUGCUGCAGGUGUGCAAGAGCGUUUACAAAGCCAUGGGAGCACAACCUGAUCAGGACGUGGGGUCUGAAGACUUCCUACCAGCGCUGUCCUAUGUGCUAGUUCAAUGUAAUAUCCCGCAACUGCUGCUGGAGACGGAGUACAUGAUGGAGCUGCUUGAGCCGUCAUGGCUGACAGGAGAAGGCGGAUACUAUUUGACGAGUGUGUAUGCCAGCCUGUGUUUGAUCCAGAGCAAGCCUGGGGCCACGCCCACCUGCAGUCUGACCAAUGAGGCCCAAGAGUACUUGAGGGAGUGGAGCAGGAGGCGGGGCCAAGAAGCCAAGACCCAGAAAGACAGUCAGCUGAAACAGAGGUUCGUGCGAGUGUUGUUCCAGGACGACUGUCGCAGUGCUGCGCGAACCCUGCUCUGGAAGGCGGGCGAGAACGUCGACUCUUUAGCCCAGAGCUGCGCCGGUGCCUUCGGCGUGACGGAGCCGCAGCACUACUGUCUGUUCUGGAGGAGCGAAGGGGAAAUGCGUCCCCUGCCGGCCCACGUUCAGCCCCACCAGCUGGCCGGGCACGAGGGAGCGUCGCUGUCCUACCUCCGCUCCGACCACGACUUCAGCAAGAUGCGCAGACUGACCAGAGGGGGCGCCGUAGACCUGGGCGAGUCGGUGUGCGAGGAGUGACGCAGGUGCACAAAAAGACUCACUUUAGCUGUCACGCUCGUGGCAGGACGGUCGUGGAUGUCGCACAGUAUUUCGAAUGCCGUGUACGUGUUCAGUUCUAUGGAUGAUGGUGAUUGUUUUCGUGUGUUCGCGUGUCGUCAGAAAGCACAAUAGCAUUUCCAACGAAUCGAAGCGAGAUACUUGGUAAUAAUGCAAAAAGCAAUAUCUGCCGAGCGCCGCCCCCCGGCGCUCUGAGAUUCGGCGGUCGCUUUAUCGAUUGGCUUGCAGAGGUGUGCAUUGCAGAGUAAUACCAAAGUGUUGACUAUAAAAGAGAAAAAAAACGAAAAAAAAAUCGAGUUAUGUUUAAACAGUACAUCGUAUUCGUGCACAUGCACUCUGUGUCUGCACUGGACGCUUGUAGCAUGCUGCAUUGAAUCGCCGGAGCUGUUUGCACUGGACGAGUCCGACGCCAGGCUCCUUCAGCUCACGCUUUCAAAACGUACGGAUAACACGAAUUGAUAGGCAUUUAUUUAGUUUAAUAUACAUCGACGUGCAUCAUUUAUUUUGGUUUCACGUUUAUUUUGUUUCAUUUAUAUAGUCAUUUUUAUUUCUUUUAAUGGGAUUUCACCCCCAAAAAUCCCAGGUAAUUCAGAUUUAAAUUUUUGCCGCCGAUUUGUGUUUUAAAACCCGCACCGGUUUCACCGAUUCAUUUAUUUUUAGAUAAACAUGUUUCAUUAAAUUAGACAAAUAUAAUACAUUUCAUAUAUGUGACAUGUAUAUAUAAAAGUUGUACCAAUUAUUUUUCGUUAAAAUAUCUAGUUGUAUAUUUUACCAAAACGUAGAGGUAUUUUACCAUUUUAUCUCUUCUGCUCACAGAGGCUGCGUUUAUUUGAUCAAAGUUGCAGUAAUAUUGGCGAAAUGGUAUUCUAAUUUAAAUGAGCCGUUUUCUAUGUGAAUGCACAUUAAAGUGUAAUUUAUUCGUUUGAUCGAAGCUGCAUUUUCAGCACCGUCGCUCCCGUCCUCAGCGUCACACCGUCCUUCGAAAAUCACACUGAUGUGCCGCUUGAGACGCACUUCUGGUUGUCGUCGAGGUUAGUAUUUUUGUGUGUUGAACUUUUUGACAAACAGCGAGUCGUAAAGAACAGCGUCAAUCUGCAACAGGAGCAUCUUUAUUGUGAAAAUUAAAGCGUUGUAUGUACAGUAACUAUAUAGUUAGAACUCGUAACGCUGACCUGUAUUGUGUGUGCGCAUAUAUAUAUAUAUAUAUAUAUAUAUAUAUAUAUAUAUAUAUAUAUAUAUAUGUGUGUGUAUAUAUAUAAGGUUAUGAGCUGGCGUGCAUCUUGAGCUCCUCCAGUGCAGACAGCUUCAGCUUCAGUGUGAAUACAGUGUGAUUCUGGAGUAUAUACACACUACAUUCAGUUUUACUUGAGGACCACCGGCCUGAUAUCUGUGUUUACUCUCUCUUUUUUUUUUUUUCCCCUUCGCAUCCUUCCGAAGGCGGACUCGUUUGAUUGUGCGAAGGAUGUCGUGAUGAUUUGUGAACACUCCUGUAUAUAGACUCUAGUGCUGUACGCCGCGUGCGGCUCCGGUUUGGGCUCGCGGCGGGCAGGUGAACGCAGACCCUGUCAGGAGGAAGGAGAGGGAGGUGAUUUCAUAGGCAGGUUUUGGUUUUAAACCGGGGUCAUAUGCCUGAAACGCUGCCGUUUGUGUCCGGACAAAUGCUGGAUUUUUACAAAAGAUUGCAUUGGGUUUUGUUUUGUUUUUCACCAUAAUUAAAACCCCGUUUAAUUGACUAAUUAUUAGCCCUGAAAUAAAGCAUGCUCACUGCCUUACACAGCAUUUUUGCACUAAUGUUCAGCUCCAAAUAAAAUACUGUGUGUGUGUGUGUGUGUGUGUGUGUGUGUGUAUGAAGAGUUCAUUUGCAGAAACAAUUUUUUUUUUUUAAAUGUUCAAAUGUUUAGUUUUUUUUAUCCUGCAUUCGAAUUAAUACCAUUCAAACAGCUGCUGGGUCGUUUUGAUUAAAUAAUAAUAACUUCAAAAUAUUAGCUAACACAAUAAAAACUAGAUUCAUCAAAAUUAGU
This is a messenger RNA of Puntigrus tetrazona (Sumatra barb), 4344 nucleotides long. It is a transcript of the gene rin1b, whose product is annotated as Ras and Rab interactor 1b. Gene Ontology annotation, molecular function: guanyl-nucleotide exchange factor activity; small GTPase binding. NCBI's taxonomy places the organism in Eukaryota, Metazoa, Chordata, Actinopteri, Cypriniformes, Cyprinidae. Gene Ontology annotation, biological process: vesicle-mediated transport. Bases 194 to 2284 code for a protein of 696 amino acids. The record is from RefSeq and is a predicted model, not a curated record. The transcript is spliced from 10 exons. Gene Ontology annotation, cellular component: cytosol; endocytic vesicle.